AUGGCAGCUCCAGGCUACGGCUACUAUCGCGCCAUCAUAUUCCUCUGCAUGUUUACUGGUUACUUCCUGUAUUUCUUCAACAGAAAGACCUUUUCUUUUGUCAUGCCUUCUGUGAUGGAGGAAAUAGAUCUAGACAAAGAUGAUUUGGGAAUGAUCACCAGCAGUCAGACCAUGGCCUAUGCCAUCAGCAAGUUCAUCAGCGGUGUGCUGUCGGAUCAGAUCAGUGCCCGCUGGCUCUUCUCCAUCGGCCUUCUUGUGGUUGGGGGGAUCAAUAUAGUCUUUUCCUGGUCUUCAGCUGUGUCUGUGUUCUCUCUUCUCUGGUUCCUCAACGGUCUGGGACAGGGCUGCGGCUGGCCCCCCUGUGGAAAAGCGCUGCGAAAGUGGUUCGAGCCCUCCCAGUUUGGGACAUGGUGGUCGGUGCUGUCCUGCAGUAUGAACCUGGCUGGGAGUCUGGGCCCCGUCCUGGUCACUGUGCUCCUGCAGUAUUACAACUGGAGGACCAUCCUGAGCGUGUCGGGGGGGGUCUGCGCAGCCUUCUCUUUUGUUUGUCUUGCUCUCAUAAAGAACGAGCCUAAAGACGUGGGCCUGCCGAGCAUUGAAGCCACGGUCAAGAAAGGGCAGAAAGGAGGGACUGAGAGCUCCCUGAGGGACUUCCUCCUCUCCCCCUUCCUGUGGGUGCUGUCUUUGGGGUAUCUGGUGGUGUUUGGAGUGAAGACAGCAGCCACUGACUGGGGCCAACUCUUCCUCAUGCAGGAGAAGGGCCAGACAGCUCUUAUGGGUAGCACCUACAUGAGCGCGCUGGAGGUGGGGGGGUUUGUUGGCAGCCUCGCAGCAGGUUUCAUCUCGGAUAAAGCUGUAGCUCGACAAGGCUUGAAGACUCACGGCAGCCCCCGCCACAGCCUGCUCCUUCUCAUGAUGGGUGGGAUGUACCUCUCUAUGCACUUGUUUAGAGUGACCAUCACACCUGAAAUUCCAGAGGAAGCUCCUCUGUGGGCUAAAGUCCUUCAUCCUGUGUCCAUCAUGACUGGAGUGUCUGAACAAGAGAUUUGGAUCCUGUUCCUUGGUGCCGUGUUUGGUUUUUCUUCAUAUGGGCCAAUUGCGUUGUUUGGCGUGAUAGCGAGUGAAUGUGCUCCUUCAAACUUCUGUGGGACUUCUCAUGCAGUCGUAGCUUUAAUGGCCAAUGUGGGAGCUUUCAUGGCGGGAUUUCCUUUCAGCACCAUUGCCAAACGGCACAGCUGGGAUGUGGCCUUCUGGGUAGCAGAAAUGAUAAUGGGAGUGACAACCAUCUGGUUCUUUCUAGUGCGUAACAUGCGCACAAGAAUGGGAAGGAUAGCUGAGAAAAUGGAAUAAUGACGUUUUAAAUACCAGACAUUGGAUCAUUUACU
This is a messenger RNA of Oryzias melastigma (Indian medaka), 1385 nucleotides long. RefSeq names its product glucose-6-phosphate exchanger SLC37A4. Bases 1 to 1350 code for a protein of 449 amino acids. Gene Ontology annotation, biological process: phosphate ion transmembrane transport; glucose-6-phosphate transport. Lineage: Eukaryota; Metazoa; Chordata; Actinopteri; Beloniformes; Adrianichthyidae. Gene Ontology annotation, molecular function: glucose 6-phosphate:phosphate antiporter activity. The record is from RefSeq and is a predicted model, not a curated record. Gene Ontology annotation, cellular component: endoplasmic reticulum membrane. The transcript has 9 exons.